AGUGGGGACACACAUAUCAGAUGGGUACAUUGACGACAUCUUGGAAAGAUUGUUUGGCGAUUAGGUCGAAGAUCUAGCUGAUGAUUCGCCCGAAGAAGCGGACGACGCCGACGUUGAUCUUGUACCCCUAAUGACGCCAAAAGUAAGCGAGGACUCAGCCGAAGAGCUGGACGCUUCUCGAGCGAGUAAGUCGUCAGCCCUCCCCGAAUCCCAGCUGGAGAGCGAGGUCCCUAGUGGGCACGAGAGCCAUUCAGACGGGGAUUUGAAAAGCUCGCUCGACGCGGUAGAUCAGAAGGUAUCUACAGCACCUCGGCUGGAAAGCGAGGUGCUACUUGCUGCAGACAUAGAUUUGAAAGGCAAGGUCGAAGAGAUAAAGUUGAGAAUGCAAGCCUUGGCAGAUGCCUUGGCUAAUCAACACAUUGUCUACGAUACGAGGCUAGAAGACCUGACCACUCGCCUGUAUGAUAAAGUGAAUGGUUUAAAUGAAGAAGCAGUUCAGCUUUUGCAAGCUAAACUGAUACAUCAAUUUUACCUGAAGUUGAUAAUCUUCAAUGCCCUCAGUAAAUCGAAGACUGAGGAGUGAAAUGUCAGUUGCUAAUGCUGAAGGUACCAAUAUUACGCACUGACAACGAUAACGAAGUACCGGGAGAAUCUGUGGAUAAGAGACAGUUUACAGAUAGGUACAUUGGCGAUAACGGAAAAAUUUUGGCGGUUGGGUAGACGGCAAAGAUCUCUCUCUCUCUCUCUCUCUCUCUCUCUCUCUCGGUCAAUGCACCCGAGGGAGCGGGCUGCGACGUCGAUCUACCCUUAUUGUGACGCCAAAAUCAAACGAGGACGCAGACAAUGUGCUGGACGUUCCUCUAGCUCGAGCUCCCCAAACCUCACCUGGAUAGCGAGGUACCUUUGAACGCGAAAACCAUCCAGACGGGGAAGCUAAGCUCAUAAUUGAAUUUCUACCUUAAGGUCCUCGGUAAUCUCGAGGUGAGAUGCCAAGGUGAAAACGUAUUUUUAUGAGAGAGAGAGAGAGAGAGGGUAAACAGAGAGAGCGAGAAGAGGAAAAGAGAGAGAGAGACAUCCCGAGGGCUUCCCGCAAACGGAUACGAUUAACAUCGAACUAAGGUUUUAUAGAAACCAAAUCGAAACAAGAAUUACGUGGUUUGAAAC
This is a messenger RNA of Penaeus vannamei (Pacific white shrimp), 1164 nucleotides long. The record is from RefSeq and is a predicted model, not a curated record. Lineage: Eukaryota; Metazoa; Arthropoda; Malacostraca; Decapoda; Penaeidae.